Messenger RNA from Amphiprion ocellaris (clown anemonefish), 4576 nucleotides. It is a transcript of the gene marchf8, whose product is annotated as membrane-associated ring finger (C3HC4) 8. NCBI's taxonomy places the organism in Eukaryota, Metazoa, Chordata, Actinopteri, Pomacentridae. Gene Ontology annotation, biological process: protein polyubiquitination; antigen processing and presentation of peptide antigen via MHC class II; immune response. Gene Ontology annotation, molecular function: ubiquitin protein ligase activity; MHC protein binding; zinc ion binding. The transcript has 8 exons. Gene Ontology annotation, cellular component: early endosome membrane; cytoplasm; lysosome. Bases 667 to 2409 code for a protein of 580 amino acids. The record is from RefSeq and is a predicted model, not a curated record.
CAGGACAGGCUUAAGUCGGGUUAGGGGGGAGGUACUUUAAGGUUAAGCUCAGUGUGCAGAGCAGGGCGAGUCUAUUUAAAGGACACCACCUCCCUCUUUUGAAUGAUUCAAUAACAGUUUGCCCCUCCCCCACUUCUCAUCAAGAUCAGCUGGAGGAAGUGGUAGCUCGGCCAAUGGGAUUACAGUAGCGGAUUGACUCUGUGUGUGUGUGUGUGUGUGUGUGUGUGUGUGUGUGUGUGUGUGUGUUUGCAGCUGAGAGGGAGAGCAAGCCUGGACAAGCAGCAGCAGCAGCCGCUGUGUUUGUAUGUGUGUGUGUGAAAAGAAAAUGUAGGGCAGCCACUUGUUCUCCCUCCCUCUGCUGUCUCUCUCUCUAUCAUUUCCUCUGUCUGUCUUUGUUUCUGCGCUGUGCUGCCGUAGCUCCAGUCGCCACGGCGACGGCUGACAUUGUUGCCGCGACUCCACUUCCGUAUUUGCAGAGGCUUGGCUCUCUCCUUCAGUUUCUCUCUCCGUCUCGGCUCACCUCGAGGAUUUUACAGAAGGGGGGAUGUAACCUCCCUGAGCAACCAUUGUCUGUGUGAGGGUGUGCGUGUGUCAUUGUGUGUGUGUGUGUGUGUGUGUGUGUGUGUGUGUGUGUGUGUGUGUGUGAGGUGACUUCAGGAUCCUGACAUGAAUUCCUGUUGGAAAAUGAAGAUCCAGAAUGAAAAACCUCUGGCUCAUUCGGCAAGCAGGUCCAGCAAUAUCUCAAAGGCGGGGAGCCCGACUUCAGUCAACGCUCCAUGCAGUUUCUCGAGGACGUCGGUUUCCCCCUCGAGCCAGGACAUCUGCAGCAGCAAUCAGGAUCAGGACACUCAGAAGCAAACUGCAGUGGUUCUGUUGAAUUCUAACGGUAAAACCUGUCAAGGUUCAGGAGGUAUUUCAGUGGCCACCCUCUGCACAGACGCCCUUCCGGCCUGCAAACACGGCAAGCAGCGAGACUGGCUCUCUCUGCUCCGCCCAUCCUCCGUCAACAUCCGGCCCCACAGCUCGCUCAGGUUCUCGGUGUCUCUGAACGACGUGGGCCAACGUGUGGACAGUCUUUGCCGCGGUCUGCACUUCAUAGACCGAACAUGCUCCGAGGGAGAGCUGGAGCUGAAGCCGGAACCUGCUCAGCUUCCCGGCUCGGAUCGAAGGGCGCGCACACUCAACGGCAAACUGCCUGCAGCCCAAACACAGCAGAGCCCGAAUCCGGCCUUCUCAACACGCACCCACCCCCACCUCGUCCCCUCCUUCACCAGCAACUACAAAUACAUGACGGGCAUCCCUCCCGCCAAUUGUUCCCCGUCCGACCCUGCCGUCGGCACCCCUCCUCCUCCUCUCUCCGUCACUCACCCCCACCCUCAUCCCUCCCCGAGCUCCAACUUCCUUCGUCUCCUCCUUCCCUUCUCUCAAUCCUCCACAUCGGCCAGCAUGCAAUUCUCUGAGCUGGGCAGCUACGCCUCUCACCUCCACAUCACCAAGUCCUCUAGCGCCCUGCUGGAAGGCAGCGAGUCAGGUUUCCCCCGCGAGGAUCUGCUGGGAGACGACGACGUGUUUGAGGAGGACCAGUCCAGUCGGGCUCCAAAGGGGACGGAGCAGCCGGCGACCCCAGAAACAGACACUGCGGCCAGACUGGGUGCUCUUCUAGCCCCGCUGUGCUAUAUGGAUGAGGACAGCGACUUGGACCGCUGUCCAUCCCCUUUGUCAGAGAAAACAGGGCCGCUGUCACCCUAUUCGCUAUCUGGGGACUGCUGCAGGAUUUGUCACUGUGAAGGGGAUGACGAGAGUCCUCUGAUCACACCAUGCCACUGCACGGGGAGCCUGCGCUUCGUCCACCAGUCCUGCCUACAACAGUGGAUCAAGAGCUCUGACACUCGCUGCUGUGAGCUCUGUAAAUAUGAGUUCAUCAUGGAGACCAAGCUCAAACCACUGCGCAAGUGGGAGAAACUACAGAUGACAGCGAGCGAGAGGAGGAAGAUCAUGUGUUCGGUCACCUUCCAUGUCAUCGCCAUCACCUGCGUGGUUUGGUCACUCUACGUUCUCAUCGACAGAACAGCAGAUGAAAUCAGACAAGCCGGAAGAAUCCCAGGGAUCCUGGAAUGGCCUUUCUGGACCAAGCUUGUGGUGGUGGCCAUCGGCUUUACAGGCGGACUGGUUUUCAUGUACGUCCAGUGCAAGGUCUAUAUCCAUCUAUGGAGGAGACUCAAGGCUUACAACCGGGUCAUAUACGUGCAGAACCGGCCAGACACGUGUAAAAAGCUGGCGCUGGAGAAGCCGCCGCUCAUGGAGCCCAGUCUGGAGAGCAAGGAGGCUCUGGCCCCCACCCAGUCAGACACAAACUCCUCCCAGUACACAGAGACAGAGGACUACAGUAUGGAGGUGCUCCACGUCUGACAGCUCGGUCCACGCCGUUGGUUGUCCUGCUCAUACGACACACACAAACAGGCCCGCAGUGAAGAGUAGCGGUCAUGGAAAUGCUCGGUGGCUGAGGAACAACCAGACAUUCCCCUUCCUCUGAUCCCAGACUGACCCACUGACCUCAUCCGGUCAUCUUAUAUUCCCCAAACUCCACCCACAAACACAGACAGACAGACAGACAGACAGACCAACCGUGACUCUAUCUUUCUUUGUCCACCUAUCAUACGUUAUUCUUCUCUCCACCCUCGAUCCACACUCCCACAUCUUACCUUUCCCAGGACUGGAGUGUUUAUAUUGACUUCUGUAAAUGUCUGAAGAGGCCUGGAGCACACACACACACACACACACACACACACACACACACACACACACACACACACACACACACACACACACACACACACACACACACUUACACAUCCAUACACAAACACACACUUGUAUGUACACUUCUGGGAGUGCAGGACUGAGACAAAUAGACUCACAAACGGCUCCGGAGGUUGAUACGUCUUGGACGCGUGGUUUGUUUGCUUGUGGGUUUGUUAGAUUUGUUCGUUUUUACCUCCUGUUAGUCUCGGGCUAACCUGCCGUGGAUCAGUAUGUAGCGCCGUGCAUCGGAUCUCUGGAAUAUUCCAGCUACUGCCAUCUCUGUCGCUGUGGUCUGUCAGCUCCGCGCCGCUCUGGAUCCGACGGGCCCUGAUCUGGACAUGCAUCGAAGCACUUUUAUUUUUUUAGUUCCCACAACACACCCCCUCCCCGUCCUCCAGUUCCUUUCUUUCUUUAAUAUGACUCCCAUCUUGUAUGUUGUACAUGGGGGAGAGCACACGGAAAACAAACCUUUCCUCAAAUGCACAUAUACCUACAGAUCAACCCUCCCGUGGAUGAUAAAAAAGGAAUUGGGGUUUUUUAAAAAAAAUGGAGCCAUGCUGAAAGAAUCACAAAAAUGAGUGUUGAUUCUGUCAAUCUCAUAAUCCAGAAAAUGGAAGAUCCAGCCACAUGACUUCUCUGCCCCAACAUGAACUUUCUGAAGGCUUUGAGAAUGUAAACUUUUUAAAAAAUCAUUAAAAAAAAUAAUAAAUUAAAUUUAAAAAAAAAGAAUUUUUUUUACUGGUCACAGGAAAUUGUGAGAUAAUUUCCAUGUCUUGAGAUCGUAACGCGAGCCUUUGGGCGUAAACAGUGUCGCUUGUUUUUCUAUCAUGCGAAUGACACAGUAUUUACAGUGUGAUAUUCCAUGUGUGGUUUUUAAUAUGUUGAUUUGUUUGCUUAGUCAUGGGAUAUGCCUUGAGAAAUCCACAGCUGUGUAUUUUCACUUCUGUCCUCCAGUCGCUCCGGCUGUGCAGACCGUGUGUUAAUUGAACCUUCACAGAGAGUCUUGAUUAAAAACCAGACAGACUGCAGCUGCUUGAGCCUCAUUUUUGCUCUGCAGGUCAGGACCUGCACAUUUACAAACCACCAUCAGUUGUUUUUGUUUAGACGGAAGCAGAAUGCGGCAGAUCUGAUGUGUAGAUGUGGCAUAAAUGAUCUUAACAGAGCAUUUUAGAUCUCAGCUUCAGUGUGUCUUGUUUGCUUUUGCCACACUGUCUCACAUGGCAGCGAAUGUCUAUUUUAGUACUUAAUCACAAGACAGGCAGCAUAUUGCCCCUUAUUUGAUUGUUUCUCUCACAUCUAGUCUCAUGUGGCACAAAUAAGACAUUUUUGAUUCCCACUUUGAUUCCAUUAAUUCAGCAUUGAGGAUGAUUUUUAUAUCACUAACAUUCUGCAGCCAUCAGAUCCUUUACAUCCCAAUAAAUGCUGAUGUAACACAUCCAUGCAUCUCCUGCGACUGAGUCAGUCUGCAUCAUCGCUUAUUGAUGAGCCGACUGGAUCGCCACCUGCUGGUGUGAAGCAGAAGGUGCAGUCCGAGAUUCGCAGCGGUGGAUUUCUCAAGGCUGCGUGUUUUUUAGGCUUACAAUCAUUGUGAGUGCUUUUGUUAAUGUGGGAGCACAGCAAUGCCAGGCUCAUGUUGAGCCUCACAGCCAUUCCAGCAACACACACAUUUUUAAAAACUGUCUUUGAUACCAGUAUACUGUCUGUGAACAGCGAUGGUCCAACAACAUACCUGACAAUUACUGCUCAGCAGCAGCAAUAAACGAAAUCAGCGCUU